Molecule: messenger RNA, 1119 nt
Organism: Vanessa tameamea
Lineage: Eukaryota; Metazoa; Arthropoda; Insecta; Lepidoptera; Nymphalidae
Product: protein THEM6-like
Exons: 4
Coding region: 24-719 (231 amino acids)
Source: RefSeq, a predicted model, not a curated record
GAUUAAUAAUUGAUAAAAUCAUCAUGUGGACGAUGUGUGUGCCUGGCUGGAGCGCGAUGAUGGUGGCGGGCACCCUAUUGCUGUAUGGGACCUUGGACGUGGCAUACUUUGCACGAAUGAUGUACACCGUCGCGAAAGCGAGGUACUUUAGGAAGAAAAUAUGCAUAUUGGAUACCACGGAGGUACAAUCUUGGUGCCUCCUCACCGAUAUAGAUACUUUAUUGUACCACAUGAACAACGCGCGGUACCUGCGCGAGCUGGACUUCGCUCGCGCUGAUUUUUACGAACGGAGUGGUCUUUAUGCUAACAUAAAGGCGGCUGGGGGUUCUGUACUCCAAGCAGCGACCACCAUCCGUUACAGGCGAUAUUUGAAACCUUUCACCAAGUUCACGAUAACAUCUAAGGCAAUUUUUUGGGAUGAAAAGACAUUUUUCAUGGAGCAUGAGUUCAUUGGUCCCGGAGGUUUUGUCCACGCCGUAGCGCUAUGUCGCCAGCGGAUAAUAGAUACUUCAGUUGCUGCCAUUGCCGAGUUACUGCUGCAGUUACAUUGUUCCGGAAGCUGCAAAUCACCUCCUGAGAAGAUGCCUUCUGAGUUGGAACUCUGGGUACAAAGUAAUGAACUGAGUUCAGCCAAGUUGCGGCCUACUGCCUCCGCACUCCCUUCACUCGAACCGCAUCCCCUCAGCUGCGGAGAGAUCAUCCCUAAGGCGGCCGAGUGAAAUCAGCUUAGCCCGAACGUAAACUUACGGUCUCGUAAGCAAAUGUAAGAGAUUACCAGGUUUUCGUUCGGGUUCGUUUUGGCAAGUAACAGAUGAAAAAGUGUCAACGUCAAAAUGACAGAUGACAGCGAGUUUAUCCUUUUUUAAAUUAUUAAUCAAAAUUUGAGUUAAGGUUUUCUUCAAAUUAUUAUUUUAUAUCCAUAAUUUUAAUAUUAAUUAGGAAGCAAUGUUGGUCCUAUAUAUGACUUUCCUUAUAUUAUGACUUUGUAAGUAUGUAAAUAUAAAAGUGGAAUAGGUAAAAAAUCAUUGUAUAGUUUUAAUUUUGAAAAGAUACUAUAUCGUAUAAUGAAUAUAGCUAUUUUAAUAUUUUACCUAUUAAAUAUUAUAUCUUGCCUAAAUG